Molecule: messenger RNA, 1133 nt
Organism: Pecten maximus
Lineage: Eukaryota; Metazoa; Mollusca; Bivalvia; Pectinida; Pectinidae
Product: poly(A)-specific ribonuclease PNLDC1-like
Biological process (GO): nuclear-transcribed mRNA poly(A) tail shortening
Cellular component (GO): endoplasmic reticulum; cytoplasm
Molecular function (GO): RNA binding; poly(A)-specific ribonuclease activity
Source: RefSeq, a predicted model, not a curated record
AUGGGAAAUAACUCCAUUUGUAAACACGUGCGGAAGGUCAUGAUGAAGACUAGUUAGUUUCUAAGACAGAGGUGUUUGAACUGUUUACACACAAAAUUAACAACAAUGGUUGAAGUCCUGAAGUCGACAUUUGAAGAUUAUCUUCCACUGAUCGAACGCAGCAUAAAAAGUGCUGACUUCGUUGCUAUUGAUACUGAGUUUACAGGACUUGAAAAGAGUGCCAAAGAAAGAACCAAUCUGUUCGAUACGACAGAGGAGAGAUACCAGAAACUGAAGAGUUCCAUGUCCGAGUUCACAAUAACACAAAUAGGGUUGUCAGCAUACAAAAAGAGUGACAAGAAUAGUUAUACUGCCACAAGUUUCAAUUUCUUCCUGUACCCACCAAUCUUUGGGCCUUUGGAUACUCGUUUCCUCGUUCAGGCAUCCAGUUUCCAAUUCCUCUGCAAAUAUGAUUUUGACUUCAAUAAGUUUGUAUAUGAGGGGAUCCCUUACCUGAACAAACCUCAGAUAUUGACAGUAGAAAAGUAUCUCCACUCCAAAGCUAUGUUUCAAGGGAAGAACAGAUCCAAUGAUGUUGACGAAGACACGCUACAAGCAUUGUGUUCCCGGGUGGCUGAAUGGCUGGUGAAAACAGAAGAAGAUCAAAGUGCAAUACUGGAGGUGGCUGAUGAGGAAAUCCCAGAACUCAGGCAUGUGAAAUCGUUUAUACUGCGGACAGAACUCAAGCAAAGAUUUAAGAAUAUAUGGAUUAACGUAUUAGAUAAUGAGCAGAGGGUAGUACAGAUAUCAAAACUGAAUGAGACGGAUAAAAAAGGUGACAAUAUUACUACUGACACUAAAGAGGAUAGGGAACGAUUAUUAGAAAAUUUGAAAGGAUUUACCAGAGUGAUUAAGAUGUUGAAAGGAGGUGUUCCAAUUGUUGGACAUAACAUGCUGCUGGAUCUGCUGCUUAUGUAUGACAAGUUCCAUAAACCAUUACCAGAUACCUGUGAAGAAUUCAAGAAAAAUAUACAGAAAAUGUUCCCAUGUGUUUAUGAUACUAAACACAUGUGUAACACCAACAGACAUCUUUUCAGAGAUUCAGGACUGCUAGAAAACUCAUCUUUGGGGAUGUUGUACAAGAAUCUAUCAAG